AUGAAAGGUAAAGUACCAGCUUGGCUGAUCAAGUUGAAGAGCUUAGAACUCAUGGACUUGUCUCAAAACCGACUCGUCGGGUCUGUUCCUGGUUGGUUGGGAACUCUUCCCAACCUUUUCUACAUUGAUCUCUCUGACAAUUUACUUACAGGAGAGCUGCCAAAGGAGUUUUUUCACCUCAAGGCUCUCAUGUCCCAAAAGACCUACGAGGAAACAGAAAAGAACUAUCUACAGCUGCCUCUUUUUGUCAAACCCAAUAACCUUACCGCUAAUCUGCAAUACAAUAACCUGUACUACGUCCCACCUGCCAUCUUCAUCAGAAGGAAUAAUCUAACCGGGAGUAUACCUGUCGAGGUUGGCCAGUUAAAGGCUCUUCAAAUCUUGGAGCUUCUUGGCAACAUUUUCUCUGGCAGGAUCCCAGACGAACUGUCAAACCUCACAAACCUAGAGAGGCUCGACCUGUCCAACAAUAAUCUAUCUGGUAGAAUCCCUUCAUCAUUGAGGCAACUCCAUUUCCUGUCCUAUUUCAACGUGGCGAACAAUACUCUGGAAGGGCCAAUACCAACAGGAAGUCAGUUUGAUACUUUUCCAAAAUCUUAUUUUGAAGGAAACCCUUUGUUGUGCGGUGGUGUGCUAGAGACUUCAUGCACAGCUCCAAGUCCGGAGCCUGCAGAAGAUGAUGAGUUCAGGAAAACACUUGUGAUUGGGAUUGCCAUUGGAUACCUUAUUGGCUUUAGCUCGGUUAUAUUAGUGUGUGCAAGGCAAUAA
Messenger RNA from Eruca vesicaria subsp. sativa (arugula), 768 nucleotides. Lineage: Eukaryota; Viridiplantae; Streptophyta; Magnoliopsida; Brassicales; Brassicaceae. The record is from the annotation of a GenBank genome assembly.